AUGUCUCAAUCAUGUUCGAUAAACAAAUGUAUUCGUAUAUCACGUGGUCUGUGUGAUUGUUGUCAACAAAAUCUUUGUUUACAACAUUUAAUUGAACACAAUGCCUCGCUCGUUUCUCAACUCAAUCCUUUAACUGAUGAAGUUAAUGCACUUGGUGAUCGUCUCAAAACACUAAAUAUUCAAAAAACAAUUGGGGAUAGUCGUGAAAAACUUGAACAAUGGCGUGAAGAUUGCCAUAAUAAGAUUGACUGUUUUUUUGAAGAAAAAUGUCAAGAACUUGAUCAACUUGUUAAUGAAAAAGUUGGCCAGCAGCGAGAAGAACUCAAUCGAAUAAAUUUGAAAAUAACUGAACUUAUCAAUGCACAAGAAACAACUCGUCAGGAUAUUGAUUUAUUGACAUUCACCAUUCGUCGACUGGAAAGAAAUAUGAACAAAAUUGAACAAACAUGUUUUACAAUCGAUACUCGUCCAUUAAUAAUAGAUGACACAUUGAUUUCUAUAGAAAAAGUGACUGAACAUGAACUUGAUCUAUCAACUCUUUCACCUGUCUACAAAACAAUUCAUCGUCCAGAGGAAAGUUCUCGAUUGCUAACUGGAAAUGAUCGAUACUUAUUGGUACAUCAAUAUCCAAAUUUAUGUUUAUUUGAUAGAGAAAUGAACAUAGUCAAACAAAUGUUAUGGUCUUACGGUAAAAUCAACGACAUGUGUUGGUCAUCAACAUUAGAUCGAUUCAUUGUGCUUGGAAUAAAUCAUAUCUAUCUUAUUAACGAAAAUACAAUGUCAAUUGAUAAUAUGCAGACAAGUGAAGAACGACUCUGGCUAUCGUGUACAUGUUCUGAUACAGUUCUCUUUGCAAGUACAAAUGAAUGGGGUUCAUCUAUUAUGAAAUUCAAAUUACUUCCAGCAAUCGAAUUGAUUAAAGAAUGGAAAUAUCCUUUUACAUGUGCCAAAGAUGAAGCUAUCACUGAUAUUUUUAAAAUCCAAUUGAAUUUUUUAAUUAUUUCAAUACUAAUAUAUAAAAAUUAUGCAAUUGAUUAUCGUUAUCAUAAUUAUUCCGAAAUGACAUCUAUUCUUCAAGAUUUAGCUUUUCGAUAUCCAACAAAAGCAUCAUUAGUUGAAAUAGGAAAAUCACAAGGAGGAAAAUCUUUAUGGGCUAUGGCACUUAGUGCAUAUGCUCCAAAUGAACAUAUAUUACUUCGACCUGAAGUUAAAUAUAUUGGAAAUAUGCAUGGAAAUGAAGUUGUUGGAUUAGAAAUAUUACUAUAUUUAAUAGAAUAUCUUUUAACAUCAAAUGAUACACAAGUUUAUCAAUUAAUGAAUCAAUCUCGAAUAUGGAUAAUGCCCUCCAUGAAUCCAGAUGGUUUAGAAGAAUCAAUAUAUGGUGAUUGUAUAUUAAAUGCUGGAAGAAAUACAUUGAAUAAUAUUGAUUUAAAUCGAAAUUUUCCCGAUUAUUAUGGUGCUACACUUUCAUCAUCAAUUCGAGCACAAGAAACAAAUGCAAUUAUAUCUUGGCUUGCUAAUAUUUCAUUUGUUCUUUCAGCUAAUUAUCACGGAGGAUCAUUUGUUGUAAAUACACCAUUCGAUCGUUUUUACGUUGAAAGAAUUUCAACUAGUGAUGAUGAUGAUAUCUAUCAAAUGAUAGCACAUAGUUAUAUUAAUCGAACAAAACAAAUAAAUGACUAUUGUUCAGAUGAACAUAUCAAUAGUGAUUAUGUUACACGUGGUGCUGAUUGGUAUGAAGUUAGUGGUGGUAUGCAAGAUUAUGGUUAUUUUAAUUAUGGUACAAUUGAAAUAACAAUAGAAGUAUCAUGUUGUAAAUAUCCUCAAAGUAAUUUACUUGUUAAUUAUUGGAAUUAUAAUCGUGAUGCAAUGAUUGAAUAUUUAUUACAAGCACAAAGAGGUGUAAAAGGUUUAAUACUUAAUGAAAAUUUUCAACCAAUCCCAUCAACACAAGUUAUGAUUAAUAAUAGAAAACCUGUUGUUAAAGUUACAUCAUUAGGUGAAUUUUGGAGAAUAUUAUUACCUGGAACAUAUACUUUAAAGGUACUUUAUAAAAAUAUUCAAAUCUAUAGUCAAGAAAUAACAAUUGAAAAUUCAUUAUCACCAUUAAAUUUAACAAUUAUUAUUUCAUCUGCGACCUAUCCGCCUUAUAUUAAUAUGACAAGUAAAGCAUCAUUAACGAUUAUACGAAAUUCAAUGAAUUCAUUAUCAUCAAUACACUUAAAAAUAAAAAAAACGGCGCAUCGUACAAAUUUUUUAACAAGUAAAGCGUUACAACAACCAUCAAAUGCUAGUUUUGUUGUUUCGCCAUCACGAGGUUCGACAUUUAUAACGAAACGUGUACAUCAACAAUCAUUAAACAAAACAUCAAACAAAAUAAAAAGUGAGCGUCUACCAUCCAUACAACGUCAUCCAACACAGAGUGAAUUUCGACAAUAUUCAACAAACGAUUUGACUUCAAAACGUACUGUUCAGUUUUUAUUGAAAUACAAUAAGUAUCCAGUAAGGCCAAAUAAACAGUAUAUAACAAAAUCAAUGAGUACUACAACAACAAAGAAACCAGUUCCAAUUGUUUCAAAUAAAAUACCAUCAUCAUCCACAACAAGAAGUUCCAGUGAUAGUGAUAGAAGAGCUCGUAAAUUGUGGUGGUCACCUAAACGAAAUGAAGUUGGAAUUCGUUCGAAAAAUGAUACUCGUUUUAAAAAUGUUUCAGCAAAAGUAAAUUCUUUAGCAAAUCGUGAUUAUCGUCCUGGCGGUGGUCAAAUAUCUAUACGUGAUCAACCUAUACAAUGGCAAGCAUCAUCAAAAGUAAAUUCAUUUGCUAAUGCUAAUUGGACAUCUCCACCACCACGUGUUAAUGUUAAAACGGAAAAAUUACAAUGGAAUGCUCAAUCUAAAGUUGAUUCAAUGGCUAAUAUUGAUUAUAAACCUUCUGGUGGUGAAAAUGUAGCAAUUCGUGAUGAAAAAAUUGACGUUAGUCAUGUUACACCACGUGUUGAUUGUGGAUUUGUUGAUUAA
This is a messenger RNA of Rotaria sordida, 3018 nucleotides long. The record is from the annotation of a GenBank genome assembly. Lineage: Eukaryota; Metazoa; Rotifera; Eurotatoria; Philodinida; Philodinidae.